Molecule: messenger RNA, 2490 nt
Organism: Chironomus riparius
Lineage: Eukaryota; Metazoa; Arthropoda; Insecta; Diptera; Chironomidae
Source: the annotation of a GenBank genome assembly
AUGAUAAUUCAAGAACCUGUACAGGUUGCUAUUUGGACAAAUUUAAAUUUUUAUGCUUACGAAGAUGCGAUCUUCUUGGCUGAAAGACUUUGUGCAGAAGUGGAAACUUCAGAAAGCUUAUAUUUGCUAGCAACUUGUUAUUAUCGCUCAGGACGAGUGAAUGAAGCAUACUGGCUUUUAAACACAAAAGGAGCUUCUACUCAAAAAUCCAAAUACUUGCUAGCUAAAUGUGCAUAUGAGUUAAAACACUAUUCGGAAGCUGAAAAUAUUUUGUGUCAGAAUAAAACACCCAGAACUCAAAAAGACUUGGAAUCAAUAUGUAAAGAGUAUGGAGUAGAACUGAGUGGAUUCGUAAUGCAACUCUUGUCAAAGGUUUGUAAGCAAACGGAGAGAAUAUCGUUAGCAAAUGACUGUAGUAGAACUUCAUUAAGACAUAAUCCAUUUCUGUGGAAUUCCUACAUUGACUUGUGCAAUCGAGGCGAAAGACCAAAUCCAAAAGAUACAUUUCAAAUAAGAAACGAAGAUUUUUUGAUUCAAUUAGAAAAGCAAUUGCAUCAUAAUCAUUCAUCAGAACAUAGUUAUAUUACAUUAAAUGAUAAAAAUAUCAGUAUUUCUGGGAUCCAGCAAAAUUGUGUGACAACACCGAACAACAACGUUAAUCCAAUAAAUUUCAGUGUUACAACAGUCGAUGAUACUCCAUUAACAAAGAAUCAAACAAUCGAAAAUCAUAUUUAUGAAGUCGAAACACCAUAUCGCAAGCAGUUUAAAUAUCUACAUUCAAACAUUAGUCCUGUCACGCCAAGUUUUGGGAUUUUACCUUUAAGUAGUCCACAUGAAAAUAUCAAGCAAACAACAUUAUUUAUAACACCAUCGCCACCGCUUCAAUCUCAAAUGAUUGACUCCGAUAAGAAUAGUAGUAACAAGAAAAUUAGAGGAAAUUUAAAUUCUUUAGUAAAUAGAAAAGAGAUUCCAACUACUCCACUUCAACAAAGUCAGCAUACAAAAUCGGUAGUUUUAAAUCAAUCUAGCAAUAUAACACCACAUCGUACUCCGCAGGAAGAAAAAUGUCAAAGCGUUCGACGCUCUUCUCGGAUUUUUAGUAAUUAUUCAGUUAAGGAAAACAAUAAGUCGCCAAAAUUUACCAAAUUCACACAACCUAGAUCACCCCCACGAAAAACGAGCAAGCGAGUCUCGAAAACGUCGACUAAAUGUACUUUAAAUGAGCUAAAUGAAAAGAAUUCAUUGCUUAAUGAAAAGGAAAAGAAUGAGACUGUUACGUCUGCGCAGUUAAUCACUGAUGUGUCGUAUAAUUAUCAAAUUGCAUCAAUGAAACGUCAAAGUGCUGACGGAUUAAUGCUACUUCUUCAGACUCUGGGACAAGUUUAUUUGCAUUUACAACAUUAUGAGCUUGAUGAAGCUCUUGAGAUUAUUGAGACAAAAGUUCCACUUCAUCAUUUUAAAAGCAGUUGGGUUCAAUCAUUAAUUGCCAUCAUUCAUCACGAGCGGAGAGAAUAUGAAGAUUCCGUUAGAAUUUUCUCAAACAUUCGUAAAGCUGAGCCGUAUCGUUUGCAAUACAUGGAAAUUUACAGUACCGAUUUAUGGCACUUACAAAAAGAUACUUUACUUUCUGCAUUAGCGCAGGACUUGAUGCAACAUAACAAAAUGUCAGCUAUUACUUGGUGUGUCGCGGGAAAUUGUUUCUCCGCAUUAAAAGAACACGAUACUGCAAUCAAGUUUUUCAAUCGUGCUAUUCAAAUCGAUCCUGAAUUUUCGUAUUCCUACACGCUGCUUGGACACGAGUUAGUCUUUACUGAAGAACUUGAGAAGGCAUUAGGAUGUUAUCGAAAGGCAAUACUAAAAGACUCAAGACAUUACAAUGCUUGGUUUGGAAUCGGAACAAUAUACUCGAAGCAAGAACGUUUUCAACUAGCUGAAAUUCAUUUUCGUCAUGCAUUAAAAAUCAAUCGCAAAAAUUCUGUAAUUUUAGUUCACAUCGGCGUUAUGCAAUUUUAUUUGAACAAAAGAGAACAGGCAAUUCAGACGUUAAUGGAAGCUAUAAAGCUAGAUCCCAAGAAUCCGCUGUGUAAAUUCCAUCAUGCUUCGAUGAACUUUAACAUUGGAAAACUUCAGGAAGCUCUCGAGGAACUGGAGGAACUUAAGCAGUUAGUGCCAAAAGAAUUUAUCGUCUAUUAUCUAAUAGGAAAAAUACACAAACAACUCGGAAAUAUUGACCUUGCAUUAAUGCAUUUUAGUUGGGCCACUGAUUUAGAUCCAAAAGGAGCCAAUAAUCAAAUAAAAGACAAGUUUGAUUCAGUAAUUAGAUCUCACCAACAGCAAGAGCAAUCAGAUGGUGACAUUAGGUCACGAGAGGAUUUCGACGAAGAGGAUGACGUUUCUAUAGAUGAUGUAGCAUCAUUAUCAAAUGACAACAAUAAUAGCAGCGGAGGAAUUGAAUCUGAAAGUAAUAAUAGCAUGAUUCAGGAGCAUUAA